Messenger RNA from Eimeria acervulina, 1059 nucleotides. RefSeq names its product Calcium homeostasis endoplasmic reticulum protein, related, related. Lineage: Eukaryota; Apicomplexa; Conoidasida; Eucoccidiorida; Eimeriidae. The record is from RefSeq and is a predicted model, not a curated record. The transcript is spliced from 3 exons. The annotation marks the transcript as partial.
AUGUGGAAUCAGGGGGGGGCUCACCCCCAGCAGUACAUGCAGCAGCAGCAGCAGCAGCAGCAGCAGCAGCACAUGCAGCACUACAUGCAGCAGCACAUGGGGGGUUAUGCUCCUGCAGGGUACGACGCAACGCAGCAGCAGCAAAUGCACCAGAUGAUGAUGCAGCAGCAGCACUACAUGCAGCAGCAGCAGCAGCAUAUGCAGCAGCAGCAGUACAUGCAGCAGCAGCAGCAGCAGCAGCAUACGCCAGCAGCAUACCCCUAUCAGCAACAGCAGAUGUAUGCCCAGGGCUACGGCUACUCCCCCCAGACAAACUCUUCUUACGGCUCCCCUGCUGCUUCUGCUGCAGCAGCAGCGCCAGGCAGCGCAGCAACAGCAGCAGGAGCAGCGCAUGCAGCAGCAGCAGCAGCAGCAAGUCCUUAUGGACAAACUGCACAGAUGUCUCCCUACGGCUCUGCCUUCAGCAGCAGACAAACAGUUCAGCCGCCAGCAGACCCCGAGCUUGCAAAACGCAUCCGUACUAUGGCAGGCAAAGUACUGCGGCCGCAAUCCCGAGAUGGAACGGCUGGUGCGGCAGCGAGACGGUACCUGGUGAGCUGCUUUGAGAAGGGUAUAACUCCUGAGCAAGAAGCAGCAAGGCCGCCUCCUCCUCCUCCUCCUCCUCUUCAGCAGCAGCAGCAGCAGCAGCAGCAACAGCAGCAGCAGCAGCAGCAGCAGGUGGAAGUAGGGUGGUCCUAUGACGUUGAGUCUCUGCUGCUGCUGUACAGACAGCCGCAGCAAGAAGCCCCCUUGAAAGCAGAUAAAGAAAAAGAAUUGUCUGAGUUAAUUAAAACAAUUGAAGAUGAUGCAACAGCAGAACAUAUACGAGCUGCUAGGAAGUGGGUUGAGGUCUCCUGCAGCAGCAGCAGCAGCAGCAGCAGCAACAGCAGCAGCAGCAGCGGUGAAACAGAUGCUGCUGCUGCUGCAGCACUUGCAGCAGCUAUGUACAGACAGCAGAAAGAAUUAAAAACACAAACUCAUAAACUCAAUACCCUCUAUCUAGCACAUGAUAUCGUCCAG